Molecule: messenger RNA, 1428 nt
Organism: Megalops cyprinoides (Indo-Pacific tarpon)
Lineage: Eukaryota; Metazoa; Chordata; Actinopteri; Elopiformes; Megalopidae
Product: ankyrin repeat domain-containing protein SOWAHC-like
Exons: 12
Coding region: 173-1390 (405 amino acids)
Molecular function (GO): protein binding
Source: RefSeq, a predicted model, not a curated record
UGAAAUAUGAAUUCAGUGUUAAGAUAAAUAAACCAGCAUCGAAACUAAAACAGGAAACGAAAUUCUAACACUACGUUCUGAACAACGGUGAAAAUAACUCUCUUUUAACUGUCUAAAAUUAGCUAGACUGCCUACACUACCUGUUCUUGUCACUCCCAAACAUCUGGCGGCGAUGGGGGACUUCAGUGAGGAAAUGUUUCUGGAUUAUAUUUCUGCGGCGGGAGGGAAAGUGAAGAACACAGACCUGCUUAAAACCUAUAAACAUUUCUUUAACCAUAACGACAAGCAGCUCCGAGCAAAGUACAGAGAAGAGUUCAAGCUCAUCAUUGACAAGAUUGCUGUGGUCAAGUCAGAGAAUGGAGAGAAGUACCUGGUUCUCAAGAAGAAAUACAAGCAGCUGAUGGUGGAGAGGAGAGGCAGAGAGGAGAGGCAGGUGGCUGAGAGGGAGAAGGAGAGUGACAGCGAGACACAAGCCAGCCUGCUCGGGGCUUCAGGCGAGGUUCCCUCACUGCCCAAAGCCCAGACGGACCUCCACGUACCCGACUCAGGGCAGCAGCUGUGCCUCCCCACGGGUGCAGCCAGCGGCAGGACAGGAGAGCGGACACAAACUAACACGCCCUGGUGCGAAGCCCCUGUAGCCACGGUUACGGCGGUUCCAGAACCCACAGUGACAAUGCAGGAAACCCCCUCCUCUCUCUCAGGGCCUAAUGAAACCACAGCCCUCCAGCCUCAGGUGGCCCAGAACACUACGCAAAGGGAUGAGCCCGAUGAGGACACGGGGUCAAAGUCAGAUUCAGAGCCGGAGGAGGAAGCCACAGGCAGCACGGAUUCCCCAGCAUUGGCUCUGGACCCUCUGGAGAAGGAGUGGAUGCAGUCGGCGGCCCAUGGACAACUGUCCAACCUGUCUGAGCUGCUGAAACAGGAGCCCUCUCUGGCCCACAAAAAGACAGCCCUGCACUGGGGUGCCAAACACGGCCGCGAGGACAUCAUUACCCUGAUGGCCAAAGCUGGGGCUGAUAUCAACACCAAGGCUCAUGGGGGCUACACCCCUCUGCACAUUGCUGCAUUGCAUGGACAUCGGCACAUUGUGGACCUCCUCAUUGGGACUUAUGGGGCAAAAGAGAGCCUGAGAGACUACAGUGGACAUCUGGCUUGCCAAUACCUCAACAUACAGGACCCGCCAGGAGGAGACAAUGAAUUACAAUUCCACAUGGCCCAAGCCCAGGAGCGCAGGAACAGGAAGUUGUCAGCAUUCUUUUACCCCAAGGCUUCUGGGAGUUCUAAGAAGAAGUGGGGUUCAGUGGAGGACCUGGCGCCAGUGACUGAAGAGAAAGGGACCCCCCAUCAGGUCCUUUUACCUGCAUUUAGGCCCCGGAAGUUCUCCCGGUAGGCUGCAGUGAGACAGAGACUGAAUCCACAGACAGCAAA